UCCCGACCACGCUUCAAGUAAACUACAGAGGCACCUAGACGAUAUAGGAAGUUGGCUGAACAAAAAAGAUCAAAGUCAACGAAACCAAAUCCAUGCACAUCACCUUCACUCUCCGAAAAGGACAAUGCCCAGCUGUUUCCUUGAAUCAAGUCACAUACCUCAACAUGCAAGUGCUAAAUACCUGGGAUUUCACAUGGACGACAAAAUAAACUGGAAGCAACAUUUAUCCAAGAAAAGAAAACAGAUUGACUUGAAAAGUAAAGAGUUAAAUUGGCUGAUAGGACGCAAAUCAAAACUAAGCAUAGAAAACAAGUUACUGAUAUACAAAGCCAUCAUCAAGCCCAUUUGGACUUACGGGAUCGAACUCUGGGGCUGCGCUAGCAAGCCAAACCUUUCAAUCAUUCAACGAGCUCAAUCAAAAAUCCUUAGAAGCAUUGCAGAUGAUAGGGAUCUGAAAAUCCCAUUCAUCAGGGAAGUCAUUGUGGAAAGAAGUUGCAAACACCAUGGUAGGCUUAGCGACCAUCCAAACCCACUGCUGCCAUCGCUAUUAGAUCCCACUGAGACCAGGAGACUGAAAAGGAAAUUGCCACUAGACUUGCAAGACUGA
This is a messenger RNA of Acanthoscelides obtectus, 607 nucleotides long. The record is from the annotation of a GenBank genome assembly. Lineage: Eukaryota; Metazoa; Arthropoda; Insecta; Coleoptera; Chrysomelidae.